CCCAACACUCACUGGCCAUACCCUACCCAUACUUACUGCACAAUCCCAAUCCCACCAUAAUAAUAAUCAUACCCUCAUACCCUCAUACCCUCAUACCCUCAUACCCUCAAACCCUCAAACCCUCAUACCCUCAAACCUCAAUAUAUCCUCAAUUCCUCCUCUUUAGGACAUACAUUUGUGCGUCGACGCCCACCGCCCUUCCCCCUUCCCCCUUCCCCCUCCGUCGCACACUACUGGAGCUUUGCCGAAGGCGGAUCCCUAGAAACAGGGGUCCACCAUCAACGACCUCUGCACCACACCCAACGUCCACACACGCACAACCUCUCCGACUCGAUCACCCCCUCUCUCUCUCUACCUCUCCACCUCUCACCUCUCACCUCUCACCUCUCUCUCUCUCGUCCCGCCUUCUUCACCUCUAUCUCUAGUUGUUUUAUUUCCUUGCGGAGAGAUUGGACGUCUUCCGUUUGCGACGCCUGGCUCUCCAGGUUGUAAGGGCUCGCGGCGAGACAGUGUAGGAGCUUUUCUUGUAUAACUUAUUGUAGCAAUUCCCAGCAUGGCAUUUUCGAACAGCACGAGCGAGCGGAUGGACGAGCUGCGCUUCCGACAAUCGGUGCGCGGCAGCGUCAGCGGCGGUGUCAGCGGCAGUGAGCAGCCCCUCCUGGGCCUCGUGUCACCACCGCGCAAUGGCGGCAGCCGUCUGCCUCCCCCACUGUCGGCGUCGGCCUCGGCGCAGGACGGUCGCGGGUUCACGCUCACGAGGCGCUUCACGACAGAUUCGGGGAGAGUGCCCACGCUGCAUUCCAUUACCGGGCAGAGAGGAGUGCAGGAUGGGCAGGAGUAUGUGCCUUCGAACUACCAUAAAGUCCAGCUCCUAGAGAAGAAGAAACUAGAAUACGAGCGUCUCCGCGAACAGAAACGCCGUUUUGAGGCUGAGAUGCAAAUCUUGGACCUCCAGCAGCGCCAAGAAGAACAAGAACUCCGACAGAUGCAAGAGGACCUCGGGCGCCACCACAACUCGCACAACACCAACGGCGGCCACCAGUCCGAACCUACUACUCCCCCCGAAUACCGCGAGACCAGCUCUGGCUUCCCGACAGUCUUCUCCCGCCCGAAUCGUUACUCCACCUCUAGCUUGACCUCGCCAAUUGGAGGACUCUAUAAUCGUCCCGGUCGCUCAGCUAGCCAGCUUACUUCGCCACACAACGGAUUGAUUUCAUCUCGAUACACCAUGGACGAGAGCGCUAUAAUCAUGUCUAACUCGGGGUCGGCAUCGAGACGCAAUAGCGAGGAUGAUGAUAAAGAGCAGGCUGUGAGACAGGAUCCAAGCAGCCACAGGUCUUCGAACCACCUCAACAGAUAUUCCACUCCUGUGACCAAGUCACGCAACGGCAUUCACGAUAUGCUCUCGCUGGACCAGACCAACACCACUCGCUUCCUGUUCGGCGACGAGGAUGCCGGAGGACCAAUGGACUCCAAGAACUACCUCCACAUGCACGCAACUGACGAGAACUUCCCCAUCCUAGUUCGCGGAGAGCACCCCCAGAAUUUAUCCACCUCAUCCGCUGCCCUUGACCUGGCUUCUGGCCAAUCCACCACCACGGAAUCUACUGGCUGGUCUUCGUUUGGACGUCACCGCGCUGGCCAACAGAGCUUGCCUACCAACCAUAUAAGCCAGACCUCCUCCAGCCAGAACGGCAACUCCAGCACCAUGAACGGCUCUACCUCGCAGAACUCGACCCCUCUUGAGUCGCCACAGAAGGUCCGCACCCCCAACCGUUACUCCCAGGAUCUGAAGUACUUUGGCGACCAGGACAAGUCCCAUGUGACCUCGCCAACCAGCCAGGUCCAGAUGACACCACCGAAGCUCCAGAGCUCAUACUCUGCCAAUGAUGUGCCAACCAUGAAGUCCAACGGAGGCAACGCUGUUGGAAGCACCCCCCAGAAGCCACAGUCCCACGCUCAGCAGCACUUCCACAACCACAAUGCCAGUCUGGGCCGCAUCCCACCCAACGCAGUCAACAACAGACAGGGUCGCGAGGUCAACAGUGGCGACUCUACUCCAGUUCGGGAGGCCACAAACGGCGGCUACCAGUCGAUCCAGUCUGCCCUCCAGGCCAGUGCUCCUCCAUUCGGACCUUCCGUCAUCCAUAGCUCCGUGCCUCUCAACCAAGCAGCUGUCACGCAGGCUGGAGCCAACCCAUACGGCGUGCAAUACUACAACAACCAGUACAACAUGCCAAUGAUGGCCAUGGCGAUGCAGAACAUGCAGAUCGGCCAGCAGGCAUACCCCCAGAGUGCAUAUGGCGAUUAUGGAGUCCCACCGGCAUACCAAAACAAUGCGCCACGUGAUAGCCAGGCUAGGGUUAUCCAGCAACGUCGCCAGAAUGAUGGUGAGGCUAUGAACAGAUUCGCCAAUGUUGCCUUAGAGUCUCUCGGUGGUGAGAUCUACAGCCUGUGCAAGGACCAGCAUGGAUGCCGCUUCCUCCAGAAGAAGCUCGAGGAGCGCAACGCCGAGCAGAUCCACAUGAUCUGGCUUGAGACCAACCAGCACGUCGUAGAGCUGAUGACUGACCCCUUCGGCAACUACCUCUGCCAGAAGCUGCUGGAGUUCUGCAACGAUGAAGAGCGCACCGUGCUCAUCGAAAACGCCUCCCAGGACCUCCUGCGCAUCGCGCUGAACCAGCACGGCACACGCGCCCUACAGAAGAUGAUCGAGUUCAUCUCCACCGCUGGCCAGAUCCAGACCAUCAUCGAAGCCCUGCGCUACCAAGUCGUCGAGCUGAUCCAGGACCUCAACGGCAACCACGUCAUCCAGAAGUGCCUCAACAAGCUGUCCCCGCUCGACGCGCAGUUCAUCUUCGACGCCGUCGGACGCCACUGCGUCGACGUCGGCACGCACCGCCACGGCUGCUGCGUCCUCCAGCGCUGCAUCGACCACGCGAGCGGCGACCAGAAGGCCUGGCUCAUCCGCCAAAUCUCCAACAACGCGUUCACCCUCGUCCAAGACCCCUUCGGCAACUACGUCGUGCAAUACAUCCUCGACCUCAACGAACCCAUCUUCACCGAACCCCUCGUCGCCAUGUUCGCCGGCCGCGUCGGCCAGCUCUCCCGCCAGAAAUUCAGCAGCAACGUCAUCGAGAAGUGCCUCCGCUGUGCCCAGGAGCCAAGCAAAGACAUGCUCAUCGAGGAAAUGCUCGCCACCCCCGCCGACCUCGAGCGCCUCCUGCGUGACUCCUUCGCCAACUACGUCGUCCAGACCGCUCUCGACUACGCCAACCCCGCCAUGAAAACCCGUCUCAUCGACGCCAUCCGCCCCAUCCUCCCACAGAUCCGCACCACACCUUACGGCCGCCGCAUCCAAGCCAAGCUCCAGGGCGCCGAGGGCCGUCCAGCUAUCGCAACUAAUGGUUCUGCCACGGGCGCUGCGCAGACUACCGAGACGGCCGCGCAGCAGCAGCAGCUCCCGCUUCGCCAGCUACACGCGCGCUCUCUGUCUAACGCUAGCGCGACGGCGUUUGCGAAUGGGAAUGCGGGCGGUGCAUAUGGAGCUGCGGGCUUUCCGGCCUUGACGAGGGCGCCGGUUACGGUGUUCCCGAGCAGCACGCAGAUUGCUACUGCUGGCAUUUCGGCGCAGGGAUAUGCGGGGCCACCACCACCACCACAGCAGCAGCAACAGCCGGGUAAUGGAUAUCCAUACGGCCGCGGCAAUGGGGCGCAGGGUGCCCAGGCUGUUCAGGCAGCACAGCAGCAGCAGCAGGGUGGCCAGCAGCAGGGGAACUACUUCUAAAUGAUCCGAUCCGGUGACUCAAUCAAGAUAUCGACGAUUUUCUUCUUUUCAGCAAAAAACACUAAACUUGUAACGGUACGAGCGCAUGCAUUACUCCCCGCCGCCGCCACGACGACUUCGGUCUAUUUUUUUCAGUUCUCGGCGACCAGGGGGGUUUUACAUUAUCACGAUUUUCACGAACGGAUGGACGAAAAAGACAUUGUUACACUAGUUCCCCUUUACCAUACAACCACCACACGAAACAACACGCCCAUCUUGGGAAAGCUCAGCAAGUUGCCCCGAGAGCAGCACUCAUGCGAGCUUCCUUCCUCCUUCUCCUCAUUCAUCUGUACCAAAACCUCUGCCGCCGCACCCACCCCCCUCGAGGAGAAUCCGCCACAGACAGCGCGCGCGCAAGACAAACCUUUACCUACCUACCUUACCCGGUCUCUCAACAAUAAUAAACCCUCACUGUACAACGGGUGGCUUUACACUUGGCCCUUACUUUUCGGUUCGGGAACGGAAAUUAGAAACGGAUAUGGGACAGCACAGCACGCGCGAUGAAGAUGAUGGCAGCGAGCUAAAGAUUGGAGAUUUUUUGGUGGAUUGAUUGGGCGGUACCAUUUUAAAACUGCCACCAUACCGCCAUACAACCACUACACUACCCCCAAAAUUAUUUCCUAGGUUCUCGAUUUCUUUGUUAUCUUGUGGUUUUCGCAUUUUUGUUGUUUUUUAGUGAGAUCUUUUUUCCGGCGUGCAGAAGCUGCGGAAUUCUUUUUUUUUUUUUUCAAUUUUU
This is a messenger RNA of Pseudogymnoascus destructans, 4562 nucleotides long. RefSeq lists its product as uncharacterized. Bases 554 to 3787 code for a protein of 1077 amino acids. The transcript has 7 exons. The record is from RefSeq and is a predicted model, not a curated record. NCBI's taxonomy places the organism in Eukaryota, Fungi, Ascomycota, Leotiomycetes, Thelebolales, Thelebolaceae. Gene Ontology annotation, cellular component: cytoplasm. Gene Ontology annotation, molecular function: mRNA binding. Gene Ontology annotation, biological process: post-transcriptional regulation of gene expression.